Molecule: messenger RNA, 3741 nt
Organism: Caenorhabditis auriculariae
Lineage: Eukaryota; Metazoa; Nematoda; Chromadorea; Rhabditida; Rhabditidae
Source: the annotation of a GenBank genome assembly
AUGGGUUUCGCUCUGGUUCUCGUACUGCUAGCACUGAUUCAAAAUGCUUCGGCCAAAGAUUUGGACCCGGAAAUCUUCAUGGAUGUGGUGGGAUUUUUGAAGAAUUUUUCAUCUGAAAACUUUGAAAUUUUAGAAAAGUUUUUUUUUAUUUCGUUCUUAUUUGUAGAUGGGAAUCAUCAAAUAUUGGGGGUAUCCAGUGGAAUCUCACACGACCGUGACGAGUGAUGGCUACAUUUUGACGAUGCACCGAAUUCCAAAUGGCAAAAGUCUCUUUUUCUUCUUUCUUUUUUUCGGACUUAUUUUUUGGUUUUCAAUAAGCCAGUUUUACGCCCCACACAGCGUUUUCCAAACGGCGACAGAUUUGGUCAGUGGGCGUGGCUUAUUGCAACUGUGGCGCGGUUUUUUUUGCAAUAGGGGCGCGGUAAUAAGAGUCGGGUUGUGUAGAUUUAGUGGAAGUAAAACUUUCUUUUCUUUCCGAGUUUCUUCAAGUUUUUGAAUGAAUCGUAUGUAUUUAUGAAAAUAAUGGAUAUAUUUAAAUUAAAAGUUAACGAAUUAGUUUCUACAAAAUGAGUCACCUUUCAAAAUGUCUUUUUCGAAGAAAUUUCGUUGUGAAUAAAUCCGAAAAAUCGAUUUUGCUUCAAAACUGUUAUGUUAAUGAUUAGUUUUUACGCUUGUUAAGAUUCAGAUAACUUGUUUUUCUAUAAUGCAUGUUUUUACCUUGCUAGGAUUCAGACAGCGGACCCAACUGGCCAAAUGGAAAAAAGCCUGCCGUUUUCCUGCAACACGGACUUCUUGGCGAUAGCAGUCAUUACGUUGGCAAUCUUCCAGGCCAAAGUGCAGGUUAAUUAGGAAAAAAAUAAUAAUAUAAAUCAAUAAUUAGUUAAGCUUACAUGUUUGCCGAUGCUGGAUUCGACGUUUGGAUGGGCAAUAUGCGAGGAAACACUUACAGCAAGAAUCACACGAGUUUGAGCCCCAAAAAUAACGAUUUUUGGAGGUUUAGGUUGGUUUUGAUGUUCAAUAUCGGUUUUUGGGUUACCCAGGAAAGCUAGAGUGGUCUUUAUAGGGGUUAGCGAAAAAAAAAACCCCAUAGUGGGCAAAAUAGUGUUCCCUGGAGUGCUAAAGUUUAAGUGGUCCCUAUAGGAGUGUAAUUUGAGAAGCGUAAGUCCCUGAAGCUUUAGUGGACAUUAUAGGGUUCUUCAAAUUUCUGUCAGAUAUGAAAGUUGAAAAGGUCACUAACCUGCGCCCCUAGAGUGGCCACUUUGCAAGCUUUAGUUUCUAGGAGAGGAGGGACCCCUUGAGAGUAAUCUACAAGAGCCCCUAAGGGGGCCCCUUUAGUGACCACUCUGGAGUUUCUGUUUCUUUAUCAAAUGGUUUUUUUAUAUCUUGAAAUUGACUUCAUGUAGUUGGGAUGAAAUGGGUGCUCUCGAUUUGGAAGCGAUGAUCGAUAAAGUCUUGGAAAUAACCGCACACGAUUCUCUGUACUACGUUGGCCAUUCCCAAGGAACCUUGACCAUGUUCUCCAAAUUGUCGCUGGAUAAUGGCGGACAGUUCUCAAAGAAAGUUUGAGUUUCCCGGAAAAUAAAGAGAAAUUUGAAAUUUUUCAGAUCAAGAAAUUCUUCGCCUACGCUCCCGUCAGCUCCGUGAAGAAUAUCGAAGGCGGUUUGGCUUAUCUGGCUCAUCAUUUCAGUUUGGAACUCGAUGUGAGAACUAUUUCAUGUUUCAGGAAAACUGUGAAAAUUAAAGUGCUGAAGAACGUCAGAGUGGUCACUAGAGGGGUAUAACCGAUUCACGGCUAGCUUGGGGCGUGGCGUAUCUGAAAAAGAAACCGAAAAAUAUAAGGGAAAAAAGUCGGAAAAGGAUUCGUCGGAAAAUUUCCUAGCGAUACGAAAAAAAAAACGAAAAAGUCGCCUUUCGAAAUUCUGCUGGCUUUUUUUUCAUACAACCUAAAAUUUAUGUGGUUUCUAUUGCAGUUUCGGAUUUGACAUGUAAGACCCUAAAGUGGUCCCUAUAACGGUUUUUGAACUUUUUUUUCUGAAAGUUGAGAAGACAGUGAAAACUUGAUCGAUCACUAGCAUGCUUCCCUAGAGUGGCCACUUCUGCAAGCUCAGUGCUAUAAGAUGUCUAAGGUGAUCCCUUGAGGGGAACCUACAAAGCCCUAAAGGUUUCCACUCUAGGGACCACUCUAGCGCUCCUAAGUAUGCUGGCGUUGAGAAGAAUUUGCGGUUUUUCAAAAAUAACUAUCGGUCAAAGUUUUGAGAAGAGGUUUUGAAGGAAGAUAGUUAAAACUGGCACAAAAAAAAUAAAAUUAACAGAGAAAAGAAGUGAUGACCUAGGUUCAUUCAAUUUCAGGCCUACUACGCCAUUUUUGGAAGCGGCGAUUUCCUGCCAGACUUUUAUGUGAUGAAAAUGGUAUCGGAGUACGUUUGUGGCGGAAUGAAAAUCGAGGCGGACACUUGCGACAACUUCCUUUUCCUAAUCGGGGGCCCGGAGAGCAAUCAGUGGAAUGAGGUACAGGGAAAAGUGACAUAAUUUGUAGAUCUAGGAAUUUUUUUUCUGAACCCAUUUUUUGUGCAAAUACUCAAAAGUCGGUCGCUGGUAGAAAUUAUUGAAGAAAAAAAAAACUCAUCCGUGAAAAAAAUUUUUUAUAGCCGUUUUUCUGUUUGAAUAUCGCUUCAUUAUCAUUUUCUAAACGAUAAAUAUCUUUUAAAAUUCAAUUUUUUGCCCCAAGUCCAAGUAUCUCUGUGUAAAAAAGGGUUUUGAGUAAAACUGUUUGCGAGAAGGAUGCUUUAAAACAUUCAGUAGUAAGGAAAUCAUAAUCAAGACUGAAAUCUUCAACCUGGAAGCCAUGAAUUGAAUAAAAAGACCCCAGAAAUCACUCUGGGUCUCUGUAAGAAACAAAAAUAAUUUUAAAAAAAGUUAUGUUCCAGACCCGAGUUCCAGUUUACAUAUCUCAAAUGCCGGCCGGUACAUCGUCUCAGAACAUGAUUCAUUGGCUUCAAAUGGUUCAACAUGGAGGGAUUCCCAUGUUCAAUUUUGGCACCAAGGGAAAUAAGGCCAAAUAUGGACAGGUUUUAUUGAAAAAUGAGAGAGAGAAGGACAGUUUUUUCUCCUAUUCAAAUGAUUCAGGCAAUAAUAGUUUAUAAACUGGGAUGUAAUAAACUUUAAAAAUCUUCAAAACCGCAUUUGAACACGCUGGACGCGUAACGGCUGCGUAGCGGUUUUCUCAAAAUGAGAUUUCCGAAAAAUUUUGAACUCGAAGAAGUCUGAUAAAAUUGGGAAGCAAACUUCAACCGCAACGCGACCGCGACGCUUCGAGCCAUUCCAAAUGCGACCACGAAGUUUCAAGUCAGGGCGACCAAUAAAAAAAACAUCGCAAACACAAAAAGUAACGUAUAUCAAAAACCCUUCCCCUUGACCUAACUUCUUGCUCAUGUUACAGGCGACUCCGCCCCAAUACGACUUUUCAAAAAUCGCCGGAACUCAAAUUUACUUGUACUGGAGCCCGGACGAUUGGUUGGCCGAUGAGAAAGACAUUUUGGCGUAUCUUCUCCCGAAAUUGAGCUCUUCUGUUCUUAUCGUUAGUAUUGCCUAUGUAUUUUUAUUGAUUUAUUGAGCUUUUCAUAGGAAAAUAAUCGCCUGGAGCAUUUCAAUCACCUGGACUUUAUCUGGGGUCUCAAUGCAACGGAAUUGAUCUACCAGCCGACGAUCGACAUCUGCACCAAGGAUUAUUUGAAUCAAUAA